This is a messenger RNA of Penicillium soppii, 1749 nucleotides long. RefSeq lists its product as uncharacterized. The transcript has a single exon. NCBI's taxonomy places the organism in Eukaryota, Fungi, Ascomycota, Eurotiomycetes, Eurotiales, Aspergillaceae. The coding region runs from base 1 to 1749 and encodes 582 amino acids. The record is from RefSeq and is a predicted model, not a curated record.
AUGAACUCAUUGACUUCGUCUUCCUUGUCAGCUCCCAGCCUGUCGGGUCAAACAUCUGUGCCUUCUUUUGUCUUUACUGCUCAGAGUGGAAGCCCCGUCUCUACAAGAACGCCACUGCCUUCUACGUCGGGGAUUUCAAGAUCGCAGUCACUUGAUUCUUCAUCAUCGGCUCCUACCUCUCCCAAGUCCACAUCACUAUCUAUCAAGGACCCACUACCGUCAACCUCGAGCCAUGACACUUCUUCAGUCUACGGUACACCAUCGGCCCUAAGUACAAUCAUCGCCACCACUACUGUCUCAAGCAAAGCCGACGUCAAUAAUAUCUCAGGCCCUUCCUCACUACCCGCUGCCGCAGAAUUUCCUAAAUCCAGUACCGCAAAUACUUUAGGGUCUACCACUGGCACAGUUGGAAUCAUAGAAAGCUCAUCUGGCUCUACUGCGGAGAUACAGACCUUACCUACGACUACUCCUUCGACGCCCGGGACACAACCUGCAAACGACUCCGACGCUUCGACCCCGUCAUUUACAACAUCAACCAUCUUCAGCACGCGCACCACCACAAUCACAGCUUGCCCCUCAAGUGUGCUAGACUGUCCUGCCUCCUCUAAGACCACCUCCAUCACUACCGAAACCAUCAUUGUAUCAACGACCAUCUGCCCGGUCACUGCCACAGAAGUCGCGACGACUGCUACUUCAGUCCCUUCCACCGAAGCAGCAGGGAAUCUCUUUGUCAGUGAAUCUUUGACUGUUUCGCAAUAUGGAAUUACUAUAGCAUCAAGCCUCCCUUCUGCAUCAAAUAUCACUGAUAGCGUCGGCACUGAUAUUGUGAUGUACACAACCUCGACCGUCUUCAGUACCCGCACUGCUACAAUCGUAGCUUGUCCUUCAAACGUGCUCGAUUGCCCCGCUUCUUCCAAAACCCCUUCCAUGACAACAGAGACCAUUCUUCUUUCUACUACCAUCUGUCCUAUUACUGCCACUGCUUCCGUUAUGACAGAACAAAGCCCCACCACUGGAGCGAUGACCACGGAAAGUCUUCUGACUACCGUCACCAAGACCAUCACUGGUUGCCCAUCUACUGUGACGGAUUGCCCUGCUUCUCAGAAACACACAUAUACGACUACUGAGACUCUUGUUGCAGGAACUACUGCCUAUUCAGUACCCUUAGCUGAAGGUUCUUCGAGUACGGGCAGUUCAGCUGUUUCAACCAAGACUAUUACGCUCAUCCCCAUAAGCAACGUGAGAAACGUCGUCACAGAGAGCGCAGUGGCUGGUCCGAGUGAGCCGACAGCUUUUGCCCCGUCAAACCCAUCAUCUGUCCAUGUUAGCUCUACUGCAAGUGAAACUCCAGCUCUGGCUUCCACCGCGAUGAAAGCUUCAACGCCAUUGUCAUCUGUAGAUGUUAAUGUCGAUCUCGAUGCCGACGCUUUAGCCCAAGCCACAGAGUCCCCGUACCUCAAAGCAGCUGAUAUAUCCGAUUUUGUCCUCCCAACCACCAGUGCACUGAUUCAUGAUGGACCUGCCGGCUCUACGCCUACUUUCAUCCACCUUCUCCCUUCAGUCGCUGGUAGUUCAACUUUGACUUCCCAGAAGAACUCCGCUACGGUUUUAUCUACAUCCACUCGGACAUACAACACCGUUGCCUCCACAUCAACUGUUGUAUACACUGGUUCCGCGUCUGUUUUGCGCUCGAAGUGGUUGAAGUUUGUUGGUGGUUUUUCCUUGUUCUUUUCGUAUAAAUUAAUUUAG